AUGCAGAGCUUGUUCAACUUAGGUCUUGGGCUGUGCCUGCUAAGCAGCUGUUGCAUUUCCAUCAAUCACGCAGCGCUGCUUUAUCCCACAAAUUCGGAAUAUGGUCUUUUUAUGGCUAUAGCUAUACCAAUUAGUUUGCCGCAUCGCAAUGUUUUUCUGUCGUAUAAUUACGAGUUUAAUUACUAUCAACCGGAGCAUGUUUACAAGUUUCCUCCGAUUUUGAUGGGCCAAGAUUUUGAGGACGGCUAUCUCACAUAUCCCACACACAAUGCAAGGGAAAGUAGAGACUGUAAGAACUGCACAGUGAGUGCUAAUAGUACGCAACCGGAGAUGACGAAUAUUCCACCGGAGAAGGAGACGUCAGAGACGCCAACAAAGCAGCGAGAAAGACGCAAUUUGCCAAUGCUGACGCGAAAAACCUUCUAUGCCAUGAUCAGUGAUAAGUUAGACAGAUCUGGCUAUCCCGCGCAGGCCUGCCUGCUGCGUUUGAUAUGCGAGACGAAUGCCUCAACGCUGGGCGAGAUCAAUGGACUGCUGGGCAACAUUGUGCAUGUUAUUUUCAGUCCCAGCAGCUCCAGGGAUGAACAGCUACCCACUGCCUACUAUCAAGCCGAGUUCGAUGGACUGCAGCAGCACGAUGCCUACUUGGCUUUCGUGCCCUCCAGCACGCAUGGCGUGUUCGCCGCAUUGGCUGUGCCGCUGGAGCUGCCGCAUCGCAAUGUGUUUGUUUCUUAUAACUUCGAGGCAAACUAUAACUCGCCCUACAACUGGAGUCUGCCAACCUUAUUUCAAAAUGGUCCCAUCGAAUCCGAGGAGGUGGAGCUAUCACGCAAGGCAACAAAGUUGCAGCACGCAGACAAUGACUCAGGGGAGCAGGAGCAGGAGCAGAAUGUGGAGGGCAGCGGCUCAGAGGAACAACAAACAACUGUCAUGCCCCAGCGCGAGAGGCGCGCCUUGCUCACACGCAGCAAUAUUUAUCAUAUACUAAUGGAUAAAUUUAAGAGAAGCGGCUUUGCUGGCGAGUCCUGUUUGCUGCGCUUAAUUUGCGAAAUCAAUGCCGCUGAGCUGGGCGAGCUGAACGGCGUGCUGGGCAGUCUAAUGCAUGUACUCUUCAGUCCCAGCACCUCGGAGCCGGAGCAGCUGCCACUGCAUUUCUAUCAGGCGGAACUUGAUGGCUGGCAUAAUCAGUGUCAACACUAUGAGCAAGGCUGUGGACACAGUUUGUUGGGUCUGAUAUCGGAGCCUUUCGAGCAGAUGCUCCAGCGCAUAGAAAUAUAG
Messenger RNA from Drosophila hydei, 1278 nucleotides. RefSeq lists its product as uncharacterized. The transcript has 10 exons. The record is from RefSeq and is a predicted model, not a curated record. Bases 1 to 1278 code for a protein of 425 amino acids. NCBI's taxonomy places the organism in Eukaryota, Metazoa, Arthropoda, Insecta, Diptera, Drosophilidae.